Brenthis ino (lesser marbled fritillary) is the source of this 1038-nucleotide messenger RNA. The record is from the annotation of a GenBank genome assembly. Lineage: Eukaryota; Metazoa; Arthropoda; Insecta; Lepidoptera; Nymphalidae.
AUGGCAGUGGUGUGGAACAAUAAAUUGAAAUGGCUAGCAGGUUACAAUGCGGAUUCCGUAGAGUGGUGUCCGAUUACUCCGUACAGACAUGUGCUGGUGUGCGGGACUUAUCAAUUGGAGAAAAAAGAUGGCGAUAUAAACGUGACUGAUCGACCAAAACAAAAGCGGCUCGGCAGAUUAUAUCUGUUUUCAAUUACAAACGAUACUACUUACUUAUCCCCAAUACAAGAGAUAGAUACAGCGGGCAUUUUAGACCAAAAAUGGUGCUACCAUCCUAUAAAAGAUCAUCCUGUAUUAGCAACAGUAACGUCAGAAGGUUACAUCCAACUUUACCAACUAUUAGAUAAAGAGGGUUCAUUAAAUUUAGAACUUUGGAUAGAAGAUUCUGUCGGUGGAGAUAUAUUGGCUCUCUCGCUUGAUUGGUCGAGUAACAAAAUAUUCUCACAAAAUCCGUGCCUUGUUGUUAGUGACUCUUCAGGAGUUGUGACAGUUUUGCGAGUUAUUGACAAAGGCUUAGAGAAGAUCGGUCAAUGGAAAUCCCACAGUUUUGAAGCGUGGAUAGGUGCUUUUAAUUAUUGGAAUUCAGAUGUAUUUUAUUCUGGUGGUGAUGAUUGUUUGUUUAAAGCUUAUGAUGUAAGAGUGCAAGACGCAGUACUCACUAAUCGUAAUCACGAAGCGGGAGUGACAUCAAUAAGGAACCAUGUUGAUGGAGAACAUCAACUUCUGACUGGCAGUUACGACGAAAAAGUUCGUCUAUGGGAUUCGAGGAACCUAAAACGUUGCAUUACAGAGACUGAUGUGAACGGCGGUGUUUGGAGAUUGAAGUGGCAUCCAUACAAUAAAAGCGUAGUUUUAGCGGCAUGUAUGUACGGUGGGUUUCGUAUAUUACGCGUUGAAGACAAGGUUGAAGUUUUUUCGGAAUAUUUAGAGCAUGAAAGUAUUGCUUACGGCGCCGAUUGGAAAUUUGAUGAUAAAUUGUCUAUGGUUGCGACAUGUUCCUUCUAUGAUUGCGUUAUGCAUGUAGGAGUAAUAGAUUUA